Arabis nemorensis is the source of this 882-nucleotide messenger RNA. The record is from the annotation of a GenBank genome assembly. Lineage: Eukaryota; Viridiplantae; Streptophyta; Magnoliopsida; Brassicales; Brassicaceae.
AUGGAGGGAACCAUCUCGCCGCUUUGCCUACGUUCUUCCUCGAGUCUCUGUUUCCUGUCCAAUCAUUUAUCACCAGAUUCUCUGGGAUUUACAUUGCUUCAUUCUCUCCGACCGACGAACUUGGUUUCCCUGAAUAGACGGUCGUCGUCACUGCGGCUGUUUCUUUCUCCGACUAGAAGCGCUCUCCGUACACCGACACUUUCCUCGGAGGAAGUAAGAGAUGUCCCGAUGCCCAAAAUAGAUAAGAGUGGCCGAUUAAGCAGCCCUCGAGCCGCUCGCGAACUCGCUCUGGUGAUACUUUAUGCCGCAUGCUUAGAAGGCUCGGAUCCAAUUCGUCUCUUUGAGAAGAGAAUAAAUGCAAGAAGAGAGCCUGGAUACGAGUUUGACAAGACUUCUUUGUUGGAAUAUAACCACAUGAGCUUUGGAGGACCCCCAGUUAAAACGGAAACAAGUGAAGAGGAAGAUGAGCUUGUGCGCCAUGAUGAAAACGAAACGAAAAUUGAAGCAGAAGUGCUUUCAGCUCCACCAAAGCUGGUGUACAGCAAACUUGUUUUACGGUUUGCAAAGAAACUCUUGGCUGCAGUGGUUGAUAAAUGGGAUAGUCAUGUCGUUAUCAUUGAGAAAAUUUCCCCGCCAGAUUGGAAGAGUGCACCAGCUGGAAGAAUACUAGAGUUUUCGAUUCUUCACUUGGCAAUGUCUGAAAUGGCAGUCCUUGAAACCCGACACCCGAUUGUCAUUAACGAGGCUGUUGAUCUUGCAAAACGGUUCUGCGAUGGAUCAGCGCCACGCAUAAUCAACGGAUGCCUAAGGACAUUUGUCAAGGAUAGAGCAGCAACAUCAACACCUCAAGCUCUAGAAUUGAAACAAGAAGUGUCUGUUUAA